Molecule: messenger RNA, 561 nt
Organism: Drosophila suzukii
Lineage: Eukaryota; Metazoa; Arthropoda; Insecta; Diptera; Drosophilidae
Source: RefSeq, a predicted model, not a curated record
UGAAAAAAUCACAAUCGCAACUUGAGCUAAUCUAUUGAACCUCCCACAGAUACAAAGUCUCUUUCGAUUCUCGCGGUUACUCUUCACCAAGGAGACGUUUGGGAAUUCUAUGUGGCACAAUAAUAGAUUCCACGUGUUUCCUCCGAAAAUGGUCAGAAGAUUCAGCGUUCUAACCGCUUUUAUACUAACGAAUAUCUGGGCUACUUUGUUGUAUGCUGCUUUGUUUGUGUCACCACGUCACAUGGCACCAUGGCUGUGGGUCCAAUUGUUGACACUCGCUUGUCAUCUGGUAGCGUCGUUUAUGAAAUCUAUGCUGGGGAGUAUGAAAGGUAACCGAACUCGGACCACAAUCUAUCUGACCGUGUAUGUGGUGAACAUAUGGCUUGUCUAUCAGUCCAAGAUGGCGUUUACCAUAGCCCUAAAGCAGGAUACUCCAGAAAAGCUGAUGCUCUGUUCGCGAUACAUACACCCUUUACUAAGCUAUUUUAAUGGCAUACUAAUGUAAUAGCUGAAGGUGUUAUUUUCGUUGAAUUAUACUAUGUAUACACUCCCAUAGCUUUU